Helicoverpa armigera (cotton bollworm) is the source of this 2562-nucleotide messenger RNA. It is a transcript of the gene PMP34, whose product is annotated as peroxisomal membrane protein PMP34. The transcript is spliced from 3 exons. Bases 177 to 1016 code for a protein of 279 amino acids. Gene Ontology annotation, cellular component: peroxisomal membrane. Gene Ontology annotation, molecular function: NAD transmembrane transporter activity; ADP transmembrane transporter activity; FAD transmembrane transporter activity. Lineage: Eukaryota; Metazoa; Arthropoda; Insecta; Lepidoptera; Noctuidae. The record is from RefSeq and is a predicted model, not a curated record. Gene Ontology annotation, biological process: transmembrane transport.
AGUCUAUGGGCUAUGGGCAGUGGCAGACGAGUCGCAAAGGGGGCCGGACGUCUUGCUACAAUUUUUACUAAUUUAAUUCCAAGGAAACGAAACAACGCCAGGGUCAAAGUGCGAUGAAUCUCAUUCAAUGAUUACAUUGUUAUAAAAAUUGUGAGGUGUUUCAAGUAUCCUUCACCAUGGCGCCUUCAUUGUUUAGUUACGAAACCCUAGUGCAUGCGAUUGCAGGAGCUACAGGCAGUGUAGUUGGAAUGGCUGUGUUUUAUCCAUUGGAUACUUUGAGAUCAAGAAUACAAGUUGAAGAUUCCAAUAAACUGCAAGGAUCAUCUAUUGAACUUCUGCUAAAAUUAGCAAGUGAAGAAGGAUUGGAUUCCUUGUACCGUGGUUUGGCGCCUGUUCUACAGUCACUCUCUGUAUCCAAUUUUGUAUAUUUUUAUACAUUCCAUGGUUUACGUCGAAUGUCGUCGAAAGAUACAUCUGCGCUAAAAGACUUGAUGUUUGGUUUAAUUGCUGGCAGCAUUAAUGUUCUUCUCACUUCACCACUGUGGGUUGUUAACACUAGAAUGAAGCUGGAAAAGUCAACCUACAAUAGCUUGACAGAAGGGCUCAUAGAUCUAUUUAAAAAGGAAGGCGCGCGGGGUCUGUGGUCUGGUACAGUGCCAUCCCUGUUAUUAGUUUCGAACCCAGCAAUUCAGUUCAUGGUUUACGAGGCGUUAAAAAGACAAUUAAUAUCUAAAGGUCUAUUUGAUACAUUUUCUGCAUUUCUAAUAGGUGCUGUUGCAAAAGCUGUAGCAACCACUCUAACCUACCCACUCCAGUUGGUACAAUCAAGGCUUCGUGCUGGUACUAGUUUAAAGCCCUUGUUUAGGGACGUCAAAUCUAAGCCAUCUGUGGCAUUCCGUGGUUUAGAAGCGAAAUUAUUGCAGACUAUUAUGACGGCUGCUCUCAUGUUCAUUAUUUACGAAAAACUAGUCCGUUUGGUGUUAACAAUAAUGAGAGUACGGAUGGCUAGGCAUUGAGUUUCCUGAAAUUUUACAUCAAACAAACCAAAACCAGUUUUGUUGCAAUGUUGCGAUAUUAAACAAGGUCGUAUCUCAAUCUUGCAUGGAUUUAAAUCAAGGUUUCUAAAUACUUUAUAGGGAGCAUCUUUGGUGGCUUUGGACUUAAUUAUGAUGAAACAAUAUGUUGUGAUUUUAUAUUAAGUACUAAAUUAGAGCUAUUCGAUAGAGCUAUUCUAAAUUAGAGCGUUUUUGCCGUGAAAAUCUAGCAAUUAGGUACACCACGGCGGUGAAUUUUUUUUAUGGGUCGUAUUAAAAACGUGCCGUAUACAAGACGUCUUAUUGUCAUAAAAAGGAAGUAGGUUGUUACUUUAACUCAUCUAAGCAUAUGCCAAAUUCUUGCUUUAUUAGGCAAUUUUUUAUAUCGGUUUAUGAAUAUAAUUUAUACAGAGUGACGUAAUAUGCCUGCGUGUAAUCACAUGAUUACCAUCCAGUCAGGUAUUACAAAUACGCAGAUCCAGUGACCUUGACUGUUUGAACAUAAGUAUUAAGUCAAGGUUGUUAAGAUAAACAGUUAAGUGUGUAUAAUUUUGUCAUUGAUAGAGAAUUAGCAAUAUUGCUAAAGUCCCUGAUAAGGAAACCUAUAGUCUGCAAUGAAAUCGGGCAGACUUAUUGAAGUAGUUUCCUUAAGAUAAAAUAUUAUGUUUAAGCUUAACUAUCAUGUACAAAGUCCACUUGUACCGGAACCGGAUGGCAAGACAAAAUAGACAAAUUCUUCGUACAAUAUAAGCGUGAUCUAUACCUGAACCCUUUGUAAUGUUACCCCAUAGUACAAGUCAAAUGGCUUGACGAGCUAAUGCAGCGUAGUUAUGUCUUAGCAGGCCGAGCCCCAAACGCAUUAAAUAAAACUGUAGGUACCGACAGUCAAGAAAGAAAAAAAUAUGUUGCUGUGGUACAUUAACAACUGUGAUGAACUGUGUAACAAUAAGUGACUUAAAGUAUUCUAUUAACUUGCUACUACCGCAUUUGAGCUGAUAGUAAACAAGCAAACUUAAAGCCAAGCAAGUAAAACAUCCUGUUUGUUUUAGUCAUGUGACCAACAUUAUUUCACACUACGAAAUAUUGUAAGUACGUUUAAAAUCAUACUAUACCAUAAUAUUGACAUAGACAAUGCGCUUUGUGCAUCUCCAGGCAAUUAUUUAAUCAUGACAAGGACCUAUUUGAUGUUAUUUGCUCUCUUUAGUAAUUCAAUCUUAGAUGUACAUUUAAUUAUCUUGUGGAGGAUAUAUUACCCUUUAAAACUUUUUCGAGGUAUAUCAAAGUAAUAUUGGAAAAUUCCAUGUAGGUUUAAGAAUUUUGUGUUAAGGUGUGACUUUAAAUAUGGAUUUAAAGAUAAUUUUGCGUCACGGUCAUGUGAUGUAACAAAGGUAUAACUGGUCAGUAAAUAUAAUUUUGUGAUGGUGUAUGAUAAAUAAAUCAAUUCUAGGAUGGUAAGAGGAGGUGUCAGAUUAAUUCCAUGUUUUAUAAUUAUUUAUUUAUUUAAUAAAACGAGUUGGUUAUAAAAAAA